AUGGACUGCGCCAACCUGAAGGUUGUAUCAAAGUCAAACGGCUGCCAAACGGAGGGCAUAAGUCGUCGAUCGCCUGACCGUUGCGAUCGGACAACCAUCCUCCGGCUCCGGUACAUGCGUGUUGACCUGUUGUCUGUCCCUCCAUGUCAUGCAUCAUUUCAAGCCGGGAGGCAUUCUUUAAGAAAACUUCACUAUGCCCUCAACAAAGAAUUAUCCAAGGAAUCCCUGCGGAUUCCGUCAAAGUGGGCAAUUCAGGCGGCCUACACAAACACCGUCCGGCUCAGGCAAGGAGGCGGUUUCGGCAGACGACGCUCUUCUUUAAUGGACCGACGAGCGGAGAAGUAUUUAAGUAGUAACGUUGGUUUGUUUUCAAAUUUUCUGGAGGCAUGUCCUUGUUGA
This is a messenger RNA of Protopolystoma xenopodis, 399 nucleotides long. Lineage: Eukaryota; Metazoa; Platyhelminthes; Monogenea; Polystomatidea; Polystomatidae. The record is from the annotation of a GenBank genome assembly.